Protopolystoma xenopodis is the source of this 363-nucleotide messenger RNA. NCBI's taxonomy places the organism in Eukaryota, Metazoa, Platyhelminthes, Monogenea, Polystomatidea, Polystomatidae. The record is from the annotation of a GenBank genome assembly.
AUGUCAUACAGUCGAAACCGUGGCGGAAGAUGGGGGAUGAACUUUUUGGCUGCUGGAAGCUCGGCAAACGAUACAAACAAGAAUAGUUCUUCAAAAACUCAAAUUGUUCACGGAGGAAAGGCUGCUGUACCGCCGCCCUCUUCCUUUGCUUUGAGAAAUGAAAGUCAAGGCUAUACAGACACAAGCAAGUUGGUGUAUGGUUCUGGCACUCUAAUGUCUGGUGGCAUUGGGACAAAUGCAGCCUCUGCCUCCACUGGUACACGGGCGUUUUCAAAUCUAGGCAAAAGAAGAAUACAGGAAGAAGAUGAGUAUGCCUUCUUUACUUAUCAGAUAUUUAUUUGCUGCUCAUUUUUUAAAGAAUAA